Molecule: messenger RNA, 968 nt
Organism: Callorhinchus milii (elephant shark)
Lineage: Eukaryota; Metazoa; Chordata; Chondrichthyes; Chimaeriformes; Callorhinchidae
Gene: ift20
Product: intraflagellar transport 20 homolog (Chlamydomonas)
Biological process (GO): centrosome localization; intraciliary transport; protein localization to cilium
Cellular component (GO): centrosome; cilium; intraciliary transport particle B
Source: RefSeq, marked provisional
GUGUGUUUUUUUUUCGAAAAAAAAACCGUGCGACGAAAACCGGUCCAAGUAAAUUUUUUUUUUUUUUCUUUCCGCUCUCAACUUCGACGCCUUUCUUCUGACAGUUACGUGUGUGUGUGGACAUAGGCGUCACAGGAGGGAACCGGGAGAUUUGGGCUAUUUUUUGGGGGGGUUUGGGGGCGACUUUGGGGCUCCAACGCCGGACGCCGCGGGGUCAGUCACGUGCCGUCGCCGUGGCAGCGGCCAUGGACUCGCUCGGGGAGGCCGGACUGCACUUCGACGAGCUGAACAAACUGAGGGUCCUGGACCCCGAGAUAGCGCACAACACCACCGAACUGAAGGAGGAGUGCAAGGAGUUCGUGGAGAAAAUAGGACAAUUCCAGAAGAUAGUCGGCGGCUUAAUUGAAAUAGUUGAUCAACUUGCUAAAGAAGCUGAAAAUGAGAAAAUGAAGGCAAUAGGGGCUAGAAAUCUUCUGAAGUCAGUUGCUAAGCAAAGAGAAGCCCAACAGCAGCAGCUCCAAGCUUUAAUAACUGAAAAGAAAAUGCAGCUUGAAAGGUAUCGGAUAGAGUAUGAAUCGCUGUCAAAGGUUGAAGCCGAGCAAAACGAGUUCAUUGAUCAGUUCAUUCUUCAGAAAUGAAACCAAGAAAAGCAUUUUCUAACUACACAUCAUUGACGUUUUCUGCAAUGGACAGUUAUUCCUUUAUACCACAUUCCAUCAAGGCAAUGGUUUUACCCCAGGUGUAUUUUUGCAUUGCAUUUUGACAUUUCAAUGAAUAUACAUCAAGCAGUGAUUAUUACAAUGUCUGUCUCAGUGUGAUUGUUUGGACUGCAUAUAAACAAAUUAUAACAAGUAUUUAAUACUAAGGUAUUUACUGUGCUCUUUCAAGUAUAAGAAAAUGUGCAUGGUACACAUGUAAAUAUUUUGUCAACUUUUGUAUAGAUUAUACCCUGAAUAAAUGUUUCUUUC